UCAUGGUAUUAGACUCCCUAACACCAAGUGUUCUGAUGUUUCAGGUGAAAAGAUUGUUUUCUGAAGGCUGCGUUGGAGACUGUGACAGAACAGAGAACCCAUGUGAAGCUGAUGGGGGAGGCUUUCUGAAUAACAUGGCCCUUCGCCAUUAGCCUUGCCAUGACCACAUUUUUUACCAGCGUCCCUCCUUGGAUUCAAGAUGCAAAGCAGGAGGAGGAAGUGGGCUGGAAACUAGUUCCCAGGCCUCGGGGCCGAGAGGCGGAGAGUCAAGUGAAGUGCCAAUGUGAAAUCUCGGGGACACCCUUCUCAAAUGGGGAGAAGCUGAGGCCUCACAGCCUCCCCCAUCCAGAGCAGAGACCGUAUAGCUGCCCUCAGCUGCACUGUGGCAAGGCUUUUGCCUCCAAAUACAAGCUUUAUAGGCACAUGGCCACCCACUCAGCCCAGAAACCCCACCAGUGCAUGUACUGUGAUAAGAUGUUUCACCGCAAGGACCAUCUGCGGAACCACCUGCAGACUCAUGACCCUAACAAAGAAGCCCUCCAUUGCUCUGAGUGUGGUAAGAAUUAUAAUACGAAGCUGGGUUACCGGCGCCACCUGGCCAUGCAUGCUGCCAGCAGUGGUGACCUCAGCUGCAAGGUGUGCUUGCAGACCUUUGAGAGUACCCAGGCCCUGCUAGAGCACCUGAAGGCCCACUCACGCCGAGUAGCAGGUGGUGCCAAGGAGAAGAAGCACCCCUGUGACCACUGCGACCGCCGGUUUUAUACUCGUAAGGAUGUGCGGCGGCACCUAGUGGUACACACGGGCCGUAAGGACUUCCUAUGCCAGUACUGUGCCCAGCGGUUUGGCCGCAAGGACCACCUGACACGUCAUGUUAAGAAGAGCCACUCGCAGGAGCUGCUCAAGAUCAAGACAGAGCCAGUGGACAUGUUAGGCCUACUCAGCUGCAGCUCCACAGUUAGUGUGAAGGAAGAGCUGAGUCCUGUGCUAUGCAUGGCCUCUCGGGACGUGAUGGGGGCCAAGGCCUUUCCUGGCAUGUUGCCUAUGGGCAUGUAUGGCGCCCACAUCCCUACUGUGCCCAGUGCGGGCGUGCCACACUCCCUGGUGCACAACACGCUGCCCAUGGGUAUGAGCUACCCUCUGGAAUCCUCACCUAUCUCUUCCCCAGCUCAGCUCCCUCCAAAAUACCAGCUUGGAUCUACCUCAUACUUGCCUGACAAAUUGCCCAAAGUGGAGGUGGAUAGUUUUCUGGCGGAGCUUCCUGGAAGCCUGUCUCUCUCAUCCGCUGAACCCCAGCCCGCCUCACCUCAGCCGGCGGCAGCUGCGGCCCUCCUAGAUGAAGCACUGCUCACCAAGAGCCCCGCUAACCUCUCCGAGGCCCUCUGCGCUGCUAAUGUGGACUUCUCCCACUUACUGGGCUUUCUUCCACUCAACCUGCCCCCAUGUAACCCUCCUGGUGCCACAGGAGGCCUGGUCAUGGGCUAUUCCCAGGCUGAGGCACAGCCCCUGCUUACCACUUUGCAAGCUCAGCCUCAAGAUUCCCCAGGAGCUGGGGGACCACUGAACUUUGGGCCUCUGCACUCCUUGCCUCCUGUCUUCACCUCUGGCCUGAGUAGCACCACCCUGCCUCGUUUCCACCAAGCAUUCCAGUAGCCCCCACAGAGGCCCUCAGGUCAGUCUUUGGCUCUGUCAGGGGGCCGUAGUACCUACCCCGUCCGUGUCCCCCAUGAAGGCAGCUGAGCUUUCAGAGCUGGGUUCGAAAAGAAAAAAUUCCAGUGUCUGUAUGGAGCACUUGGUUUAGGGGUUCAGGCUCCAGGAUCGAUUCCAGGAGGAGUUUUGAGCCCCAACCCCAUGAAAAGAUCUCAUACCAUAGGACUUCAGGUAUUUUUACUUUUACUUUUUUGAUCUGAAUCGGGAGCCACAGUUAGUCCUCUUCCUCUCCAAAGUGUCAGAACCUCCUUCUCUUUGGAGAAGGGGGAGGGCUCUUGGAGACAGAGGGUUUCGUCUUGGAUGACCUCAAGAGAAAUCACCCAAGAAGUCUGCAUUCUGGUCCCAACCAGCAGACCCCACAGCAGUCAGUUUGGUCAGGCCCUGCUGUAGAAGGUCACUUGGCUUCAUCGCCUGCUUUCAACCAAUGGGCAAGAGAGAGAGUCUCUGUUCUUCCCCACCACUCCCAUCCCUACAGUACCAGCACCUCCAUUUCCAGUCAGUGUUGUCCAGCAACGGUACCGUUUACACAGUCACCUCAGACACACCAUUUCACCUCCCUUGCCAAGCUGUUAGCCUUAGAAUGAUUGCAGUGAACACUGUUUACACGCCGUGAAUCCAUUCCCACCAGUCCAUUCCAGUUGGCACCAGCCUGAACCGUUUGGUACCUGGUGUUAACUGGAGCCCUGUUUACAAGGCGGAGUCGGGUCUUACUGACUUCUCUUCACUUGAGGUCACAUUUUUCCCCUGUGGGGAAAUAAACUGACUUUGGACUGCUUCA
Molecule: messenger RNA, 2485 nt
Organism: Otolemur garnettii (small-eared galago)
Lineage: Eukaryota; Metazoa; Chordata; Mammalia; Primates; Galagidae
Gene: PLAGL2
Product: PLAG1 like zinc finger 2
Exons: 2
Coding region: 160-1650 (496 amino acids)
Molecular function (GO): DNA-binding transcription activator activity, RNA polymerase II-specific
Source: RefSeq, a predicted model, not a curated record